This is a messenger RNA of Saccharomyces cerevisiae S288C, 414 nucleotides long. It is a transcript of the gene AIM11, whose product is annotated as Aim11p. Gene Ontology annotation, cellular component: membrane. The coding region runs from base 1 to 414 and encodes 137 amino acids. The record is from RefSeq and is marked reviewed. The transcript is spliced from 2 exons. Lineage: Eukaryota; Fungi; Ascomycota; Saccharomycetes; Saccharomycetales; Saccharomycetaceae.
AUGAUCGAAGAGAAGAAGGAACUUAAGAAACGCAGGGUUCUUCAAAUGGCCAGAUUUUAUGGUGCGGCCGCCUUCACCCUGAUUACCAUGAGGCUUAUCUCCAGGGCCAUAAAAGUACGAAAAUACGUCCCCAGCAUAUUUCAACAAAAUUACAAGCUUCCACCUUUUUCCCAAAGGAAUGAAGCCAUGUCAGCGUUAACGUAUGCAUCCGCCGCUUCAAUAGGUACGUUCAGCACAUUGAUAUUCGGCUUUUGUUGGGCACUUGACAUUUCAACGGCAAGAGAGUUUGUAUUUAAGACUAGAGAGUUCAUGAGCCUUCCACAAGCCUUAGAAACCGACACGAGCAUGGACGAAGAAACUUCCAAACUAACUAAGCAAUUGCAAGACCUCCUGUCGAGCGAAAACAACAAGUAG